AUGCACCAUCCAUUCCAAUGUCUCGCUACCUUUGGCGUCACGCAACCCAGUAGUGAUGAGGGGGGUUUGUUUCGUCGUAACAUUCUGUUUGCCGCUAGUGGUCCGCAGAUACUUACAGUGAAUAUCAAAACUGGCCACAUUGUUUCAACUUGGCCACUAGAGGACACAAAAGAACCUGAAGACGAGCAGCCUGGCUCAAAAGAUGAAAAGGGGAUGAAUCUGGCCGCUCGGCCAAAAAUCAUUAAUCUCGUUGCUGUGAAUGAUGGCGCCCACUUGAUUGCUGUCACUGGCGAGGAUAAAUGCAUUCGCGUUUUUGGAGUCGAUGCAGAAGGACGAUUAUCUGAAUUAAGCGAACGUUCCAUGCCCAAACGACCGUGUGCAAUCGGCUUGACUCCCGAUAAUAGAACUAUCAUAUGCGGGGACAAAUUUGGCGACGUCUACGCGAUACCUUUGCAGUACGAAGAACGAAUCGUGACCGACUCUGUCUCCAACAUCACGGAAGAACCCAAGAAGACCUUUGUGCCUUCUGCAUCCGAGAAGACAGUCCAUUCUGCCAGGAAUCGCAGAGCUCUUGAGGAUCAGCGCAAACAAGCACUAGUAGCCAAUGCCAAAGAGCCAUUGAAGUUCGAGCAUCAAUUAUUGCUUGGUCACGUUUCGCUACUUACAGACCUUCUCUCUGUGACUACGGGCAGUAGCAACACCGGAGACUUUCGCCACUACAUUCUUACUUCGGACCGAGAUGAGCAUAUAAGGGUCUCACGGGGCCCACCUCAGGCUCAUAUAAUCGAAAAUUAUUGCCUAGGCCAUGCCGAGUUUGUAAGCAAGCUUUUGCUUGUUACUCCUGAUGUUUUGAUAUCUGGAGGUGGUGAUGAUCACCUCAUAGCCUGGGACUGGAAAGCAGGAAGGAAGUUGGCUCAGCUUGAUCUGAGAGACCUUGUAGUUGAAGCUGGAUUAGAUGGCGAGGUGGACAUAGCUGUAUCUGGCUUGUGGUCGAUAUAUGAUGAGCCUCGGCAACGUUACCUUGUCCUAGUUGCGCUCGAGGGCGUACCGACACUCCUUACAUUCAUCAUGAGCGUCGACAAUGAUAUUGUGACUGUGUCCGGGCGUGCAGUUACAUCAUUGCCUGGAAAUCUCAUCUGUCUCAUCGUUAUGGACAAGUCGAUAGUUGUGUCAUCAGACAGUCUCAAACAGGACAAAGAGACGAGCCACAAAGAGCGUCUAAGCGCAUACACUUUGGACUCAAAUUUCAUAGUUACUGGAAAGUCGUCGCGGGAUCUGGGUGAGAUGUGGCAGAUAGAUCCAGCUAUAGGAGCUACUCUCUCCGAAACGAACGGACACAGUUCUCUAGAGGCAAGCCGCGCGCAAGUCAAUGAGACCGUCUAUAGCAUUCGAAGUUUAAGGAAACGGGGUGGGUAUGGGGAAGAAUCGCAACUGUGA
Messenger RNA from Pseudovirgaria hyperparasitica, 1437 nucleotides. RefSeq lists its product as uncharacterized. The transcript is spliced from 5 exons. The record is from RefSeq and is a predicted model, not a curated record. Lineage: Eukaryota; Fungi; Ascomycota; Dothideomycetes; Acrospermales; Acrospermaceae. Gene Ontology annotation, biological process: RNA (guanine-N7)-methylation. Bases 1 to 1437 code for a protein of 478 amino acids. Gene Ontology annotation, cellular component: tRNA methyltransferase complex; cytosol; nucleus. Gene Ontology annotation, molecular function: protein binding; tRNA (guanine(46)-N7)-methyltransferase activity.